AGAUUUUCAGUUCACAAUAAAAUAAAAAGUGAGUUUGUUGAAUCUUCUUUAUGUACGUAUGUAUUUCUUUUGACAAUAUCAUAAGUUAACUGAAAUUAAUAAUUUAUCAAGUGAUAUGGAUUAUGGUUCAUGAAAGAAAAUAUAAUUCAAAUGGUUAAUUUAGUGUGGAAAUUGUGAUGAAAUUGACAUUGAGGCUACAAAAAUCGAUAAAGGGGUGAUUGAGAAGGGUUCCAAAAUUGAUUCUGCUGCAGGGCGCUUCUAUCUUCGCUACGCCACUGACGUAAGCACUAAGACGACUAUUCCUACCACAAUUGAAGAAUUCAAGGAAUUAUGGAUGAACCACGACCAAUAUACCAUGAGACUUUGAUCAGUGACAUACUUGACCAUGCGGAACUGGAGAGACUUAAGGCAUUCAGUUGUUCCGUUAGAAAGCCCAAGACAGAGGAGAAGCCUUAUCCUUCCCUGAUCGAAGUUAUUCAGAUGGAUAUGAGGUAUGCUGAAAAUAGAGUACUGGCCAAGUUUUUGAUGCGAAACAGAAAAGAACUUUUUUGGAUUGAUCCGAAUACACGACUUUCAGCUGCAGCAUGCAUUAUCAAGCGUGGUAAUCCGUUUCUAAUUGAUUGGUUACUGGUCCAGUUGAAGCAUAACAUAAACUUAGGUUUGGAUUGGUACAAUAACACUGCUCUGCAACACGCUGUUCAGUCGGGAAGAGAGCAGAUAGUUUUGAAGAUACUGAAAAUGGGUGGAGGUCCCAAUAGGAUAAAUAGGUGUAAGCGCUCAGCAGUGCACCGAGCUAUAAUAAUGGAUAGACCUGACAUACUGCGUAUGUUGUUGGAGUAUGGCGGUGACAUAAACAUCAGGGGACCAUAUCAAUGGAGACCCAUUCAUACAGUAUUUUUCUCAAAAUAUAGCGAGUGCCUGGAUCUAAUACUGCGUUACAAGCCGUUGAUGAACGCCUGCGACGGAUGGCACCAAAACGCUUUAUCUCUACACAUAAAUUUCGGAAUAGAAAGAAUAUCAAAUAUUGCAAAAUUGCUCGACAAUGGUAGCGAUAAAAAUUUCACGAAUGUUCAUGGAUACAAUUAUCUUCACAUGAUAGUUUCGAAUACAAAAAAUGAAAAAUACUUUGCAGUAAAAGCUAUGGAACUGUUAUUAGAGCAUGGUAUUGAUAUAAAUGCAAAGACUAUCUAUACUGGUGCAACUCCUUUGCACUUCGCUAUUGAAAGAAACGAAAAGUUGGUAGCUCCUCUGUUGUACUACAAUUCAGAUUUAACAUUGACAAAUAGAACUAACAAAACUCCUCUAGGAUUAGCACUGAUGUAUAGCGAAGAUUCCACUAAGAGCAUAAUUGCUCAUCUUGUACUACAAAAAAUGACGUACGAUUCUUUGACGCUCUCAAGAACUGAUUUAGCGCAACUUAGAAAUAAAUUUAGUGCGGUGCCAUCGAUAUCAGUAGCUUCCUUGGAUAUAUUGAAGGAAUCAACAGUAAUCGAUUUUCCAAAUAUUACAUAUUACGAUAUCUUAACUGAUAAUGAUUAUGAAAAUGCCCGAAAACUUCGAAAUGCAGAUUUCCGCUUUAACGUUCGUAGGACUAGGGGCAUUGAUAUGUUUCCAUAUUAUAGAAAUUACUUGAAUAUGAAAAUUGAUAGUGCAUUCAAACUUUACGAAGCAAAACGUGUAAUUGCAGAUUUCUUAGUUGAAAAUUUCCAUGAGAUUUUGAAUCUUUUCAUAAUUGAAGAUAUAAUUGAUAAUUUCGAUAAAUAUUAUAUAUUUCGACUCCAUAGACAGUUGUUGGCUAAGAUGGCUAAUAUCUAGAACUGAAUAGAUUUGGGUUGAAUACCAAGAGAAUGAUCAUUUUGUCAUAAUUUUAAAAAGAUGUAAAAAUGAAAUAACUCUCUCAUCUAUACAUAUAUUAAUACAAAGAAGAAAGAAACGAGUUUAUUUGAAGCGACAAUUCAAAACUGUUGUGAUAUGGUGAUCUACAUAUGACUGAAGAAAUAAUGUUUAUUUGGUAUCGCCCCUAAGAUGUCUACAAAUGCAUACUUGAAACCUUGAUGAACAAACCAUGGACUAUCUUUUUUUAUCAACCUUUCAUGCGCUGAACUUAUAGUUCACCAUGGUAAUGAAGUUGUAGAUAUGGAACUGGGGUGAUCCAAAUAAUUUUGGGCAGUUAUCCCAUUAACUAGUGCAUCAUAGAUAUAAUUUCGUCAUGGACCACAAUGGGCUUCAAUUGCAUUUGGAUAUAAUACAUGCACGUAGUUUAAAAAAAAUGCAGAUCAAAAUCCUGGAUAAUACAUUAUUUGUAAGUUUUGGUUUUUGUGAAUAUUUAUGUUUCUUUUUUUCUUUGUAUAAAUCAACAUACUAUUGUAUAAGCUGCACUUAUGUCUAACAGAUAAUUACAAUCCAAUUCAAUUCUAACAGAGUCGAUAAAAUAGUUAUUAGGUGAAAUUUUAUACUAUAUACAUAUACAGGGGGACAACGGCUCAGUGGAGAUAGAGGACCUCAAAUUAUGAAUGAGGAGUGGGGGUUAAAAUGUCCCAUGAGGUUAUUGAUUUCAGACAUAUAGGGUGAUUCAUAAAAAAAAUGCUGACGAUAUGAACUCCCAUAUCUUAGUAAAAAUGGCAAAUUUUUCGCUGAUAUUAUACAGGAUUGUUACUAUUCGCAAGAUCAAGUUUUUGUUUGAAUGGCAAAAAUUUUGUAUGAAUUCUAUGUGGAACAAUCAUCCAUCUGGUAUGUUUUCAACAAAGUAUAGUCAAAAUAUUGGAAUAAUUAUCAGGACAUUUUUUUUUGUUCAGGUUCUGAGGGGGGCACAUGAGACCCCCUCUGGUCGGUUAAACUUACUCAACAUGUAUCGAACAGAGUAUCGAACAAUGUAUCGAAUAGAGUAGAAAAACAUUCUCUUUACAUUGAGUAAUAAACCGCUAAGUUUUGCAUAUCAAAAUUUCUUCAAUCUUCUGUUGUUUGCAUUGAAGAAAUUCUUGUUGGAAUAAGAUAAUGUUUUCUUUUUCAAGUUUGGCCGCCUAGAAAAAGGAGAACUCAAAUCACCACCUUAGAACAUAUAUAUAUAGAAAAAUAUAUCCUUUUGAAAUUAAUUUAUUAUUUGUAGAAGACAAUACUUUGUUGGAAUUACACCAGGUUGAUGAUUGUCCCACAUUUUUCAAUUGAGUAGAAUAAACAGGAGUUCUGGGAGUUAUUGAAAUGAGUCGAAAAUAUUGUAUUGAGUUUUAUUUUAUAUAUUAUUUCUAUUAUAUUAUAUAUAUAUUGUUCUGUCGAAAAUAUUUUUUCAUCAAGAGAAAUAUGAAAUUAUUGUAGUGUUCCGCUUUCAACAUGAAAACCAUACAGAAUUUGAGCCAUUCAAACAAAAACCUGAUCUUCACUCAAUAUUUUUCGCUUCUUUCCAAUUCCUAUUUGAUUUUUUUUAUCUCAUAUACCGUGAUAUUUUUCACCUGAACCGUGAAUUGAAAUUUUUCGAUACGGUUCCGCAAUUUUUGUAAUUUUUGUUGUGAGUUGAUGGGGAAUGCGUAUAGUAACAACUUUGUAAAAAAUCAGCGAAAAAUUUGCCAUUUUAACCAGGAUAUGGGAGUUCAUAGUUUCAGCAUUUUUAUGAAUCACCCUAUACAAUAUCUCAGAAACCAAUAUCCUUAUGGAGCAUAUUCUAUCUCCACUGAGCCAUUGUCACCAGUCACCCUAUUUAACCAGUCACCCAUGAUAAUUUAAUAAUAUAAUAAACUUAGGUGAAAAAAAAACGCAAAAAGUUGAUAUUUAGGUUUUUAUGCGCCUAUUGGAGACCAUAGAACUGUUGAAUGUAUUAUAAGCAAUUUAAUUUGUUCUGAUCUCAUCUUUGUCGGUCAUUUUAUAUAGAUGAAGAUUUCUGAUGAUACGAUCUCCUGAAACUCGCCAACUCGGCAUGAAAAUUUGUUGGGUAUUUUGGCAAUGUUCUGCACUGCAAGAUCACCUAUUUUUUUUGUAUAAUUUUCGACACAAAAUUUUGAAACUGCAGUUAUCAAAAAACUGAACAGAGUUA
Molecule: messenger RNA, 4024 nt
Organism: Harmonia axyridis
Lineage: Eukaryota; Metazoa; Arthropoda; Insecta; Coleoptera; Coccinellidae
Exons: 5
Coding region: 331-1815 (494 amino acids)
Molecular function (GO): protein binding
Source: RefSeq, a predicted model, not a curated record